AUGCUAUGCCUUGGUCUGAUAUCCCGCUUUGAUAUUGUACCUCGAACGAUUGCCCUGCUUUCCUUGAUCCUGAACCUCUUGUUGCUCCUUGGCUGUGAUAAAGCUCAUGCUAGACUCGUUUCGGGUGUGUGUGCCAAGUUUCCUGUCCUCGGCGCCCUGAGCCACACCUCACGCCACGCCUCGCUCUCGUUUCACAAGUCACACUUGAUCAUGAUGGGAAUUACCUGCGUCCUGGGCCAAAGUCGACAGAAAUUCCCAUCCCAACUCAUUAUUCCCGACUUCGCCACUGACCUGACGCCUCAGUAUGACGUCACCAGCCCCGACAGCAUUGGCUCCCGUCCCCAGGGUCUCCGAGAGUUAAUCUCUGCGCUACUCGCAGAUCCCGCACACCAUCCGAUGAUCUACUGCUGA
This is a messenger RNA of Fusarium keratoplasticum, 411 nucleotides long. RefSeq lists its product as uncharacterized. The transcript has 3 exons. Lineage: Eukaryota; Fungi; Ascomycota; Sordariomycetes; Hypocreales; Nectriaceae. The record is from RefSeq and is a predicted model, not a curated record. The coding region runs from base 1 to 411 and encodes 136 amino acids.